Molecule: messenger RNA, 399 nt
Organism: Adineta steineri
Lineage: Eukaryota; Metazoa; Rotifera; Eurotatoria; Adinetida; Adinetidae
Source: the annotation of a GenBank genome assembly
AUGUUAAAACAACUUAUUUUAUUACUAUCACUUAUUCAAUUAACACAAUGCCUUUCCGUUCGAAGUAACAUUUGGUGGAGCCGACGUAAUGACGAAACGCACAAAGAUUGUGACAUUGAAUUUACAAAUGAAAAUCCGUCGCUUGAAGCUAAAAUUUGUGGUUAUUGUUUUGCUAAAUGUCAACAAAAUUUUGCUGCUUGUCUUUUGACACAAAUGAGUAAUGCUGUAACUGGCUCACUUGAAUAUUGUCAAAACAGAUCGAAUAAAUGUGAAAAAUUAUGUAUUAUUGACAAACAUACAAGUCAUCUUGCUGAAGCAAAUUGGGCUAAAGUUGUUAAAAUUUUACAACAACUUCAUUUAUCUCCAUCGUCAGAUGAAGAACAAAAAAUAAAUCAAUAG